AUGUUCGGCGUCGUGUUCCCGGACCACACCUUCCCGCUGGACGCCACCGCCUUCGCGCAGGUCGCGCCGGCCUCCUGGCUCCUCGACCUCUCCACGCUGUCCCUCCCCUCCGCGCCCCGCUCCGCCGUCGUCUUCCUGCUCCCGCCCGCCGCGGCCGCGCUGCCCCCGGGCAAGGCCGUCGCCGUCUACUACCAGGCGGCCGCCAACCGCCCCUUCGCCUUCCUCGGCGCGCUCGGCCCCGCGCGCCCCUCCGCUGCCCUCCAGCUCCCGGAGGCCGGGGACGAGCCGGAGCCCCCCGCCGGGCCCGCCAAGCUGGGCGUCGCCGUGGAGGACGCCGCCGCGCUGCCCUCGCCCCCCGACGAGCAGCGCGCCGAGCGCGUCGCGCUCCGCGUCGGCGAGAACCUCUUCAAUUUCAUGCAGUCCUUCUGCGCCGCCGACGGCGGCAAGCUGGUGGUGCCCACGGAUAUCCUGGACCGCUGGUUCCGCAAGUUCCAGGAGAGGGCCAAGAAGGAUCCCACCUAUCUGAAAAGCUUUGACUUCUGA
Molecule: messenger RNA, 543 nt
Organism: Triticum turgidum subsp. durum (durum wheat)
Lineage: Eukaryota; Viridiplantae; Streptophyta; Magnoliopsida; Poales; Poaceae
Source: the annotation of a GenBank genome assembly